UUUACUGUGGAAAGCCCAAAGAGCCACUUGCAGACUUAACUUAUCCUGCUGCACAAACUAACCCGAACUGGUAGAAAACACCCAGCAGUUCUGUCACCAGCAUGGAUUUUUCUUCAGGAUUAAAAAGUCUGAUUAAAGAAACGGGUCUCUCUUUUGUGUUUGUUUGCCAACACCCAUGCGCUCCUCCUCCCUGCAGCAGAGCUUUAUCUCUUGAUUAAAUCAGAUUGUUUCUGUCAGAGGAUUAUCUCUCUGCUUUCGGCCGGCUCCAGGUCACUGAGAAAUAAUGGGGCUGUGGAAAGUCUUCACUUCCAUCAAGGACCGAGCAGAAAGGUUUCUCAAUGAGAAGAACGUGGUGACGGACGUUCUGGGGAAGCUGGAGGAGAAGACAGGAAUCAAGAAGAAGGUCAUCGCCCUCGGCGCCGUCUCGCUGACUGGACUUUACCUGGUUUAUGGAUAUGGAGCUUCGCUGCUCUGCAACCUGAUCGGCUUCGUCUAUCCAGCUUAUUAUUCAAUCAAAGCCAUCGAAAGUCCCUGCAAAGAAGACGACACAAAAUGGCUGACCUACUGGGUGGUGUAUGGCGUCUUCAGCCUGGGCGAGUUCUUCUCCGACAUUUUCCUUUACUGGUUCCCGUUUUACUACGCAUUUAAGUGUUUGUUCCUGCUGUGGUGCAUGGCUCCGAUGUCGUGGAAUGGCUCCCAGAUCAUUUACAACAAAGUGGUUCGGCCCGUCUUCCUCCGCCAUGAGGCCACGGUGGACAACAUGGUGAACGACCUGAGCGGGAAGGCCAUGAGUGCCGCCGAGAACCUCACCAGAGAAGUUUUAUCCACUCUGGUGAAGAACAAAACCCUGGUGACACCAAUGCCGCCGGUCGCCCCGCCUGAACCGAAGAGUUUACCGAGUUCAACCAGAGAAACGUCAAACGCUAAAGUUGCUCCAAGAGAGCCAAGCGAAGAAGAACGAAGGCCUUUUCUUGGGUGACCAGAUUGGAAGAACUUGGUGUAGACUGAGGUUGUUCAGAUAGCAGCAGAGGAAGACGAAGAUGCUCCGCGAGGAAGAGGAGCAGAGAUGUUUUUGUCCUGAAUGAUCCAAACAGAAAGUGCUCCUUAUGUCACAGAGACUCGGUUGUAAGGCCAUAUUUUUGUAGAACGGUGUUGUAUUUAAUCUGAAUUUAUGAUUUAGAGAUCAUUUAUUGUCUUUAGAAAAUCAGACAGACACUGGAAGCUGCUGUCUGAUCUAUGAGCUAAAUGUCAAAACAAGUUCAGGAAAAAUAAAAAAUAAAAUCCUAUGA
Messenger RNA from Poecilia latipinna (sailfin molly), 1289 nucleotides. It is a transcript of the gene reep6, whose product is annotated as receptor accessory protein 6. The record is from RefSeq and is a predicted model, not a curated record. Lineage: Eukaryota; Metazoa; Chordata; Actinopteri; Cyprinodontiformes; Poeciliidae. Bases 284 to 979 code for a protein of 231 amino acids. The transcript is spliced from 8 exons.